Molecule: messenger RNA, 1419 nt
Organism: Tupaia belangeri chinensis (Chinese tree shrew)
Lineage: Eukaryota; Metazoa; Chordata; Mammalia; Scandentia; Tupaiidae
Gene: P2RY1
Product: purinergic receptor P2Y1
Exons: 2
Coding region: 141-1262 (373 amino acids)
Biological process (GO): platelet activation; relaxation of muscle; phospholipase C-activating G protein-coupled receptor signaling pathway
Cellular component (GO): plasma membrane
Molecular function (GO): G protein-coupled ATP receptor activity; G protein-coupled ADP receptor activity; ATP binding
Source: RefSeq, a predicted model, not a curated record
GCGCCCAAACCCGCAGGGAUCCCCCGCGCCCGCUCCUUUCCGCUCGCCGGCUUCUCAGAUGCUCGCUGCGCCCCUUACCGCCACCUCCCUCUUGCCGCAGCUUGCCCCUCGGAGUAGCCGCCUAAGUCGGGGAGGAAAGAAUGACCGAGGUGCUGUGGCCGGCUGUCCCCAACGGGACGGACGUUGCCUUCCUGGCCGGCCCGGGCUCUCCCUGGGGGAACAGCACGGUCGCUUCCACCGCUGCAGUCGCCUCCUCGUUCACGUGCGCCCUGACCAAGACGGGCUUCCAGUUCUACUACCUGCCAGCUGUGUACAUCCUGGUGUUCAUUAUCGGCUUCUUGGGCAACAGCGUGGCCAUCUGGAUGUUCGUCUUCCACAUGAAGCCGUGGAGCGGCAUCUCGGUGUACAUGUUCAACUUGGCGCUGGCCGACUUCCUGUACGUGCUGACUCUGCCAGCCCUCAUCUUCUACUACUUCAAUAAGACGGACUGGAUCUUCGGGGAUGCCAUGUGCAAACUGCAGAGGUUCAUCUUCCACGUGAACCUCUACGGCAGCAUCUUGUUCCUGACCUGCAUUAGCGCGCACCGGUACAGCGGCGUGGUGUACCCGCUCAAGUCCCUGGGCAGGCUCAAGAAGAAGAACGCAGUCUACAUCAGCGUGCUGGUGUGGCUCAUCGUGGUGGUAGCGAUCUCCCCCAUCCUCUUCUACUCGGGGACCGGGAUCCGGAAAAACAAAACCAUCACCUGCUAUGACACCACCUCGGACGACUACCUGCGAAGUUACUUCAUCUAUAGCAUGUGCACGACCGUGGCCAUGUUCUGUGUCCCUUUGGUGCUGAUUCUGGGCUGUUAUGGGUUAAUUGUGAGAGCUUUGAUUUACAAUGACCUGGACAACUCGCCUCUGAGAAGGAAAUCGAUUUACUUGGUGAUUAUUGUACUGACUGUUUUUGCUGUGUCUUACAUCCCUUUCCAUGUGAUGAAAACGAUGAACUUGAGGGCCCGGCUGGAUUUUCAGAUCCCAGAAAUGUGUGCAUUCAAUGACAGGGUUUAUGCCACUUAUCAGGUGACAAGAGGUCUAGCAAGUCUCAACAGCUGUGUGGACCCCAUUCUUUACUUCUUGGCAGGAGACACCUUCAGAAGGAGACUUUCCCGAGCAACCAGGAAAGCUUCCAGGAGAAGUGAGGCAAAUUUGCAAUCCAAGAGUGAAGACAUGACCCUCAAUAUUUUAUCUGAGUUCAAGCAGAAUGGAGAUACCAGCCUGUGAAGGCUCCACAGUGCCCAGACACCUCAUUUUUGUAACAUGGCCAAGAGAAGUCUCUGGGAAGAUCUGUGCUAAUGGUGAACACAUAAAGAGGGGCAGGAUGAAGCAGUGAUCUAUUGUCUGAAAAGCUGAUCCAUGCCAUAUGAUGAUUGAGUAAGUA